CGGUCCUAAGCUCGCGCUGUUUUCUGCAGAGAGUUGGGGCGUGGUCCCAAUCGUGCCCUUAGCUGGAAGGCCGCCGGGGUUGUGGUAACUCUCGCGGGAAAGUGCGUCGUUGCCGCGGUAACGGCGUCGUGGUCGCGAAAGAUGGCCGGGAGAAGUUUCAAGAGACCGGGCGUUUCAGGGACUCUGCUCUCGCCACGCAUUCAGCAACCUGCCACGCCUCGACGGGACCUCCUCGCCAAGGAGGAAGAAUAUAAACGUUUAAAUGCAGAAUUAGAGGCAAAAACAGCUGAUCUGGUUCGACAAGCUGAGGAAGUAAUAAGAGAUCAGCAAGAAGUCCGAUCUAAGUCUGUUUCAGCACAAACUAAAUCAUAUGAGGACAAAGAUGAUUACAGCUUUAGACGUCCAUUAUCUGAAGGGACAGUUCAUUUACAUUCAGAAACUAAGCCAAAGACCAAAAAUGUUGAUCCCAUAAACAAAGUUCAAAACAAACUAUACUCUGCAAGUAAAGGAAGAAAAUCAAGUGUAAAAUUGAAAUACUCUCAUGUGCAGACUGCCAGUGAUGUUGCCAUUCCAGAGGAUUUCUCAGACUUUUCUCUUGCAAAAACAAUUAGCAAGAUUGAAGGGCAACUAGAGAAAGAAGGCUUACCUGAUUAUAUAAAUGAUGAUAUUUUUUCUAGUGUUAGUGAAGACAUUGGAACAGAAGCACAGAUUAGAUUUCUGAAGGCCAAACUCCGUGUUAUGCAGGAAGAAUUGGAUAAUGUUGUCUGUGAACGCAAUAAAAUGGAGGAUGAAGUUCAGGAUUUAAAGUCUCAACUGAAAAAUUUUGAAGAAGAUUGUGUGAGACAGCAGCGGACAAUUAAUUUGCAACAAUCUCAAACAGAAAAGUUUAAAACUCUUUUUGAAGAAGCAAACAAAAAAUGUGAUGGACUACAGCAACAGUUGUCUUCAGUGGAAAGGGAAUUAGAGAAUAAAAGAAGACUACAAAAACAGGCUGUUGCUAGUCAAAGUGCCAUGGAAGUUCGCUUAAAUAGAGCUCUAGAAGAAGCAGAAAAGUAUAAACUAGAGUUAAGUAAACUACAGCAAAAUAACAAGGAUAUAGCAAAUGAAGAACACAAAAAAAUCGAAGCAUUAAAAUCAGAAAACAAGAAGCUAGAAAAACAAAAAGGAGAAUUAAUGAUAGGAUUUAAGAAACAGUUAAAAUUAAUUGAUGUUUUAAAAAGGCAGAAGAUGCAUAUUGAAGCUGCCAAGAUGCUGUCUUUCACUGAAGAGGAAUUUAUGAAGGCACUUGAAUGGGGAAAUUAAUAAGUGAUCUACUUUUAAAUCUCUAGUGUGUGGUGGAUAUACUCUUAAAGUAAAUUUAGGUUUGGGGAUAUAAAAUUGAUACCUUAUUAUUAGGAAUGUUUUAUAAAAUAAAGCAAUAGAAAUUUAA
Molecule: messenger RNA, 1429 nt
Organism: Bubalus bubalis (water buffalo)
Lineage: Eukaryota; Metazoa; Chordata; Mammalia; Artiodactyla; Bovidae
Gene: TEX9
Product: testis expressed 9
Exons: 12
Coding region: 142-1302 (386 amino acids)
Source: RefSeq, a predicted model, not a curated record